This is a messenger RNA of Leptinotarsa decemlineata (Colorado potato beetle), 1689 nucleotides long. RefSeq lists its product as uncharacterized. NCBI's taxonomy places the organism in Eukaryota, Metazoa, Arthropoda, Insecta, Coleoptera, Chrysomelidae. The record is from RefSeq and is a predicted model, not a curated record. Gene Ontology annotation, molecular function: protein binding. Gene Ontology annotation, cellular component: plasma membrane. Gene Ontology annotation, biological process: protein localization to plasma membrane; regulation of apoptotic process.
CUCAACACGUCAUUUCAGUUUGCAUCUCGGACAGUAGACUACAAGAUCUGAAAGAGAAGCUUACUAUCAAACAGAGACUACAAAAAUUAUUUGGGGUUCACAUAACUAUGACUCAAAAGGAGUUUGACAAUAAAAUAAGGAUUCUCUACAAAUGUUGUCUGAAGAGUGUGAGAGAUUUGCAUGAACUUCAUCUCAGGAGAAUGAUGGGUAUGGAAAUCAUUAAUGAUAUAAUUGCGAGAGCCAAAUCAGCUUCCGUAUCUAUGUCUCACGUCAUUCAUAUAACUUGGAGUAUAAUGAGCUGCAUACACCACUUUCAACUUCGGCUGCGAACUGUUUCCAUAAGUUUGAUAUCUUAUGCUAGGAGAAAAAAAGCUGAAGAGUGUAUGAAGUCUUACUCACAGUUAAUUAGAUUGUUCAGACCAGAAAUGCAUCGUAUUAUUCUGAAUGCAAUAAUCACAUUCUACAGAGAAGGGAAACUGUGGGAAAUUGAAUUCGCGUGCACCGAUUUAAUAGUUCAACUACUGCAAAUUUAUCAAGAUGCUGAAGAAGGAAUAGAAGACCUUUUAUAUACUCUAGAAACGUCUACCCUCCUAAACGUUCAUGAGGCCAAAUGUUUAACACAAAUAUUAUAUGAAAUUAUGAAAAAAGUACGUUGGAGAAGAAUGUCGGAAUAUCUCAUGAAAAAGAUUUUGUCAAUGCUUGAAAGUAGCAUCGUACCAAAAUCAACAGACAAUUACAACUAUGUUCCAUUGAGAAAAGGUUUAGAAAUUUGCAUGAGGAACACAAUUGGUAAUUUAGGUAACAAGGAUCUUAUAAAACUGUUAUUCUUCAUUCUGAAAAAAAUGCACGACAAAGAUCUUGAUGAAGAAACGAUAAUGUGUUUCGGAAACCUAGCCGCAUAUGGAGCAAAAAAAUUCAAGCUCAAAUCUCCGAAAAGUUCAAUCUUGGAUGGACCGUUGCCAUACAUUCUCAGACUAUUUCAGAUAAAUAAUACAAUUCUAAUAUUGUAUUCUAUGAGGAUAUGGCAGAGUCUCAUAGACAGAAAUAAUAAUGCCCUUAAUUUUCUCUCGCCAAGGAUAUUUCUCCGGGACUGCAACUACGGUUUGACAAUAACACAUUGUCGGGAAGGGGAUAAAGCUUUUUUCAAAUCAAUGCGUCAUCUCGUUUAUGAAAUAACACUGAAUACAUUCAUCAGAGCCACCUCUCGACUAGGUUUGGAGAACAUGUAUCAAGUCGUAGCUUUGACACUGAUAGAAAUUCCAUGUGGUUAUACAGCAUCAUGUUUUAUAACGGUAGCGAUGAGUUUGCAGGAAUAUGCAUUCAGUAUCAGUCAAGAAAAUUUAGUGACUUCUCAUCACCUGCAUGCCACAAUUUUAUCUCUAUUGACACUGGUUUGCUAUAUCCACAAUGCCACUGUUUUCUACGAUUACGUCAACACUAUCAUGGAACGCAGAGCAGAAUGGGCUCCACAUUUGAAUCCACCCUUGAAAGCCCACUAUGAAUAUGCCCAACAUCAUGUACUGUGGAACAAGCCUGAAUUGUUUUUUGAAGACUGGGAAGCACGGUAUGGUUUGUGGAAAUGCUUCAGGACCAAGAAAAAAACCGCUCAUCGCAAAAGUAUAGUGGUCUAAUAGCAUAAAAACUCCUCAGAGAGUGUAAAUAUUGAUAAUAAAAAAGGAGUACACUGAA